GACUCCCUCGAAGGAAAUACCAAUACCACAGAUUGACUCACCAACUGGCCAUCGCGCGCUACACGAGAACACACACGCCCGACAACCCCAGCUUUAUCAGACUCCAUUUUCAAGAUGGCCGACUUUGAUGCAAUUGGCAAGCAGUUCGUCGAGUACUACUAUGCGACCUUCGACAGGAACCGUGCCGAGCUUGCGGCGCUCUACCGCGACCAGUCCAUGCUCACAUUCGAGGCCCAGGGCAUCAUGGGAGCCCCGGCUAUCGUAGAGAAGCUCCAGAACCUCCCAUUCCAGCAGAUACAGCACCGUACCGACACUGUCGACUGCCAGCCCGUGGAUGAGAACGGCAUCGUUGUUCUGGUCACCGGCGCACUUUUGGUCGAGGGUUCUGACAAGCCCAUGUCCUUCACCCAGGUCUUCCACCUCAGGAAGGAUGCUGAGCAGUGGUUUGUCUUCAACGACGUCUUCCGCCUCGUCUACCCCGCCGCGUAAAUCAUGACACGAUCGUCACGGCACCCCUGACACGUUUCUUUGAGAUUUUGGAGCAUUUGGCGGCAGGCGGCGAAAACACGGCAGCAGGAGGGAAUGUAAGAACAUGGCUCAGGAUCUGUUCUGGGAAGGUUGGUGCGCGCCUUCGCUGUGCCGGGUGUCUCUUUUGGACGUAGUGCUACUCAUGUUAGAUUGACUGAAUGUAUUUCGAGACUGAGCAUCGUUUCAGCCUCUCCCCC
Parastagonospora nodorum SN15 is the source of this 725-nucleotide messenger RNA. RefSeq lists its product as hypothetical. The transcript has 6 exons. NCBI's taxonomy places the organism in Eukaryota, Fungi, Ascomycota, Dothideomycetes, Pleosporales, Phaeosphaeriaceae. The record is from RefSeq and is a predicted model, not a curated record. Gene Ontology annotation, biological process: protein import into nucleus. Gene Ontology annotation, cellular component: nuclear pore central transport channel. The coding region runs from base 115 to 489 and encodes 124 amino acids.